This is a messenger RNA of Drosophila obscura, 3478 nucleotides long. RefSeq names its product fibulin-1. The coding region runs from base 127 to 2988 and encodes 953 amino acids. The record is from RefSeq and is a predicted model, not a curated record. Gene Ontology annotation, molecular function: calcium ion binding. Lineage: Eukaryota; Metazoa; Arthropoda; Insecta; Diptera; Drosophilidae. The transcript has 13 exons.
UAGUGCUAGUGCCAGUGUCUGAAGCAAUGCGGACAAGUCUACGCGCGCAACGUUCAUUCCUAUUUUCCAUAAUUGUCUGGUCUGUUGAGGUCGUAAACAGCUUCCUAGCGCCCUAUUAAUUGUGACAUGUUAAAGAAGUCAGUGAUAGAUAGAACAACACCAGUUAAUAUGAUUACGUCGAUCAAAUUAGGACAAAUAUGGUUUAUGAUUUGUAUAUUGAUGGUUUGGCACAAUGCCUCAGAAACCUUGGCAAGCGAAAACAUUUCCGAUUAUAUUAGAAAAUGUUGCAUAAGUGGGCUACGGCAUGCACGAACUAUGGAUUCCUGUGAAAAUAUUGAUUCCUCCGUAUCUAUUAUACCGCCAUUGUGGCUUGGACUAUGUCACUCCACCCAGGAAGUGUGCUGUUCGCGAGAAUUGGAGCAAAAUAAUUGUGAUUUGGGUCGAUUAGCUGCUCUCAACAGAACGCGGUGCGACAAGGAAGUAAAUUCGAACUCUAAUGCCUAUGCGGGCUGUUGUCGAGCGUGUCAAGUUGGCUUGGCAGUCAAGGCAAGUAAACAGAACUGCAGUGAUCCAUUAUUUUCAUUUCUUUCUGCUAUUGAAUCCUAUCGGGCUUGCUGCUACGAAGACAGUAAUUUAAAUUCUAAAUCUGAUGAAGGAUCUCAUGUAAGUCGACAAUUAGAAAGUGACUUGCGACCUGAAGAGGAUCUUGAGAAUUCAUCAGAUGGUACGAUUGUACUAACAGACGAUGACGACAUUUGUGGAAAAAUUCCAAACCUGUGCGCUCACAUAUGUGAGAACACAUUUGAUGCAUAUCAAUGUAAGUGCCACUCCGGAUUUAAACUGGACAGCAACAACGUGACAUGCUCAUCGGAGAAAAAUAGCAUAUGUCCCGAUGGAUACUAUCUGGAUCAGCACCAUGCCAAAUGCGUUGACAUUGAUGAAUGUAGCGAGAAGCUUCACGAGUGCUCGUUGACCCAGUACUGCCACAAUACGAUUGGCAGCUAUCAUUGUCUAAAUAUAAAAUUGAGCAAGUGUCCAUCGGGAUAUCACUAUGCUGCUAACGAACUAAAAUGCAAAGAUGACAAUGAAUGCGAAGAGUCGCCGUCGCCAUGUGAACCUGACCAACAAUGCUCUAAUUACGCCGGCGGCUUUAACUGUACCUCAGCCGAGAGCCAAUCCUGCGACACAGGUUUUUAUCUCGAAGGGGGCACUUGCUCUGAUAUUGACGAGUGCAUGAAUAACACAGCCCACACGUGCCAUGCUCAUCUUCAGGAGUGCCUUAACACACUGGGUAGUUUUUCCUGCCAGUGCCAGAUGGGGUUCCGUCUCGAUACCACUCAAAAUGAGUGCGUCGACAUUAAUGAGUGUUCUAUUAACAAUCACAACUGCCUACCAACUCAAAGAUGUGAUAACACGAUCGGUUCAUAUAUUUGCACGCGUCUUCAGAGUUGCGGAACGGGCUAUACAUUGAACGCUGAAACAGGGAUUUGCGAUGAUGAUGAUGAAUGCGAACUCAAUACCCAUAACUGCCAGCCGAAUUUUGAUUGCUACAACACGAAGGGAUCCUUUCGCUGCUAUAGGAAAACAACAACAAGUACAACGACAACGACCACAACAUCAACAACUUCAACAACGGCUGCACCCACUUUCACGGAGCCAGUUUCAAGAACUCACUAUUCCAAAUAUCCAUACCCACUUUCUUCUCAGCAAGGCUACUAUGGCUCCACCAUAUCUCGAUUGCCCUGUUCCAUUGGCUUUCACAGGAAUAAUCUUGGCGCGUGUGUCGAUAUAAACGAAUGUGUUGAAAACAAUCCUUGUGGUAGCCAUCAACGAUGCAUCAACACCAAUGGUCAUUUCCGCUGCGAAAGUCUUUUGCAGUGCAAGGCUGGCUUUAAGUCAACGCCAGAAGGAACAUCCUGCAUUGAUAUUGAUGAGUGCGAGACGGGCGAACACAACUGUGGCGACAGACAAAUAUGCCGCAAUCGGAACGGCAGCUACAUCUGUGCCUGUCCGACGGGUCAUGAGCUGAAACAUUCAUCUAAAGGCGCCAGCACCUGCCAGGAUAUAAACGAAUGCGCACAGGAUCAACGUGUGUGUCCUUCGAAUGCUCAUUGCUUUAAUACCAUUGGCUCGUAUUAUUGUGAAUGCAAGUCAGGUUUCCAGAAGAAGACAAGCGACGGGGACGACAGUAACACGGCCUGCUUUGAUGUGGAUGAGUGUGAAGUCAUUCCCGGUAUUUGCCAGCAAAAGUGUGUUAACUUUUGGGGCGGAUAUCGAUGCACAUGCAAUUCAGGAUACCAAUUGGGACAGGACAACCGCACGUGCAACGAUAUUGAUGAAUGUGAAGUUCACAAGCACUACAAGCUGUGUAUGGGAAUAUGUAUUAACACUGCGGGAUCCUACCAAUGUACCUGUCCUCGUGGUUACACUCUGGCCUCAGACAUGAAUACAUGCCGCGAUACUGAUGAAUGUGCUGAUUCCGUCAAUCAUGUAUGCACCGGGAGGAACGAUAUUUGCACAAAUAUUAAAGGAAGUUUUAAAUGUACAACUAUCAAUUGCCCUUAUGGAUAUACCAACGACCCAGAGCAAAAAAACCGGUGCCGUCAAAACAGCAACUUUUGCGAAGGAGAAGACUGUUACACGAAACCAUCAGCUUACACAUACAAUUUUAUAACUUUUGUAUCUAAAUUGAUGAUACCUCCAGAUGGUAGAACGAUAUUUACUCUACGUGGUCCUAUGUGGUAUGACAAUAUCGAUUUUGACCUCAGAAUCGUGAGGAUCCAAGCUUCCAUCAACAUCGAAAGAGCAACUGAGAACCAUUUCGACACGCUAAAAAGCAACAACCAAGUCAAUGUAUUACUAAAGAGAUCCCUGGAUGGGCCGCAGGACAUUGAGAUGGAACUGAGUAUGACAGUGUUUACCAACGGAAUGCCUCGUGGAAAGAGUGUCGCAAAGCUAUUUCUCUUUGUAUCCCAGCACCCAUUUUGAAGUUGUCCGAUACAUGCUAUAUCAAAUAGUAUACAAUACCAAGAUCUUGCUUGAAGGACUAAAAAGCUGUUAUACGGCGGUGUUUUCCGUGACGCACCGUAGGGAGAGUCUGCGCGCGGGGUUUUAAUUAUCCUUUCAGUUAUUCUUCGUCUCUGACCGUGGCCCGCUGCAUACUCAGCUUCGUUUGUUCAGCUCGUCUGGACAGUCAAGUCGGUCCCAAAAUGCUACAAAAAAUUCAAAGGAAAUACGUACUUUUUGAUCCGAAAAGUUCGAGCAACAAAUAGUCUUUGGAAACGCGCAGCACUCGUCCCCUCGCAGAAGAAAAUGGUUCAAAACGGAAUGUCCAAAAAAAUGUUUGUAAAAAUACAAGAACAAGUUGUAUGUUUUGGGCAUGAAAAGGAAUAUUUUCUCCGCGCCGCCAUUGACGAACAGACCAAGCAGGCUGAGAUGCCGCGGUUAGAGGCGAAGGAUAACCUAAAAGAGAAUGUAA